AUGGCUCUGAGCCGACACCUCUCCCUCCAGGGACUCUUUGUCCUCCUCCUCGGCACCGUGGUGGGUGGUCAAGAUCUGGAGCUGAGGCUGAAGGAUGGAGGUCACCGCUGUGAAGGGAGAGUGGAAGUGAAGCACCAAGAAGAUUGGGGCACAGUGAAUGAUUACAAGUGGGGCUUAGAAGAGGCAACUGUUGUGUGUAGACAGCUGGGGUGUGGAGCUGCUGUUGAUGCUCCCCAAGGAGCUCACUUUGGACCAGCACUUGGCCCCAUUUGGUUUUCUGUUAUUUACUGCAGAGGGACAGAGUCAGCUAUCAUGGAGUGUAGUUAUUCUACUGUUAAAGACUAUCGUCCUGAGGGCCUUUCCCAUGAUCAGGAUGCUGGAGCAGUCUGCUCAGGAUUUGUGCGUCUGGCUGGAGGAGAAGGACCCUGCUCAGGGCGAGUAGAAGUGCAUUCUGGAGAAGACUGGACCCCAGUGUCUGAUGGGAACUUCACAUUCCCCACUGCCCAGGUCAUCUGUGCAGAACGGGGAUGUGGCAAGGUUGUGUCUGUCCUUGGACAUGUGCCCUUCAGAGAGUCAGAUGGCCGGGUCUGGGCUGAAGAGUUCAGGUGUGAGGGGGAGGAGCCUGAGCUCUGGUCCUGCCCCAGAGUGCCCUGUCCAGGGGGCACUUGUCAACACAGUGGAGCUGUUCAGGUUGUCUGUUCAG
Messenger RNA from Rangifer tarandus platyrhynchus (Svalbard reindeer), 703 nucleotides. Lineage: Eukaryota; Metazoa; Chordata; Mammalia; Artiodactyla; Cervidae. The record is from the annotation of a GenBank genome assembly.